AUGGGCUGUGUGCAAUGUAAGGAUAAAGAAGCAACAAAACUGACGGAGGAGAGGGAUGGCAGUCUGAACCAGAGCUCCGGGUACCGCUAUGGUACAGACCCCACUCCCCAGCACUACCCCAGCUUCGGCGUGACCUCCAUCCCGAACUACAACAACUUCCACGGGGCCGGGGGCCAAGGACUCACCGUCUUUGGGGGUGUGAACUCUUCGUCUCAUACUGGGACCUUGCGAACGAGAGGAGGCACAGGAGUGACCCUGUUUGUGGCCCUUUAUGACUAUGAGGCACGGACAGAAGAUGACCUGAGUUUUCACAAAGGAGAAAAAUUUCAAAUAUUGAACAGCUCGGAAGGAGAUUGGUGGGAAGCACGCUCCUUGACAACUGGAGAGACGGGUUACAUUCCCAGCAAUUAUGUGGCUCCAGUUGACUCCAUCCAGGCAGAAGAGUGGUACUUUGGAAAACUCGGCCGGAAAGAUGCUGAGCGACAGCUUUUGUCCUUUGGAAACCCACGGGGUACCUUUCUUAUCCGUGAGAGUGAAACCACCAAAGGUGCCUAUUCACUUUCUAUCCGUGACUGGGAUGAUAUGAAAGGAGACCACGUCAAGCAUUAUAAAAUUCGCAAACUUGACAACGGUGGAUACUAUAUUACCACCCGGGCCCAGUUCGAAACCCUUCAGCAGCUUGUACAACAUUACUCAGAGAGAGCCGCCGGCCUCUGCUGUCGUCUAGUCGUUCCCUGUCACAAAGGGAUGCCGCGGCUUACCGAUCUGUCGGUCAAAACCAAAGAUGUCUGGGAAAUCCCUCGAGAAUCCCUGCAGUUGAUCAAGAGACUGGGAAAUGGGCAGUUUGGGGAAGUAUGGAUGGGUACCUGGAAUGGAAACACAAAAGUAGCCAUAAAGACUCUUAAACCAGGCACAAUGUCCCCUGAAUCAUUCCUUGAGGAGGCGCAGAUCAUGAAGAAGUUGAAGCACGACAAACUGGUCCAGCUAUAUGCCGUGGUGUCCGAAGAGCCCAUCUACAUCGUCACCGAGUAUAUGAAUAAAGGAAGUUUACUCGAUUUCUUAAAAGAUGGAGAAGGGAGAGCUCUGAAAUUACCAAACCUCGUGGACAUGGCAGCACAGGUUGCUGCGGGAAUGGCGUACAUCGAGCGCAUGAAUUACAUCCACAGAGACCUGCGGUCGGCCAACAUUCUCGUGGGGAAUGGACUAAUCUGCAAGAUCGCCGACUUCGGAUUGGCCAGGUUGAUCGAGGACAAUGAGUACACGGCAAGACAAGGUGCCAAGUUCCCCAUUAAGUGGACGGCCCCCGAAGCAGCCCUAUAUGGGAGGUUCACCAUCAAGUCUGACGUGUGGUCUUUUGGAAUCUUACUCACAGAGCUGGUCACCAAAGGAAGAGUUCCGUACCCAGGCAUGAACAACCGGGAGGUGCUGGAGCAGGUGGAGCGCGGCUACAGGAUGCCCUGUCCGCAGGACUGCCCCAUCUCCCUCCACGAGCUCAUGAUACACUGCUGGAAAAAGGACCCCGAAGAGCGGCCCACUUUCGAGUACCUGCAGGGCUUCCUGGAAGACUACUUCACCGCGACAGAGCCUCAGUAUCAACCCGGGGAAAACCUGUAA
Molecule: messenger RNA, 1614 nt
Organism: Rangifer tarandus platyrhynchus (Svalbard reindeer)
Lineage: Eukaryota; Metazoa; Chordata; Mammalia; Artiodactyla; Cervidae
Source: the annotation of a GenBank genome assembly